Molecule: messenger RNA, 5614 nt
Organism: Columba livia (rock pigeon)
Lineage: Eukaryota; Metazoa; Chordata; Aves; Columbiformes; Columbidae
Exons: 15
Coding region: 1690-4413 (907 amino acids)
Source: RefSeq, a predicted model, not a curated record
UGGCCUGGGAUGAAGGCUUGCCCAUUGCCGUGCGGCCACUUGGGGUGCAAAACUGGGGUUUGAGAGGGGCUGUUGCCCCCCGGUGUCUUGCUCUGCCUGGAGAUGUCUCUGCAGAGGUCCCUGGACAGGACGCCUCUUCCUCAGUCAGCGCUGGCAAAAGCCAUCUGGGGACACGCUCCGUCCUCUGGAACUCUUCCUUGUGUGACUCGCAGCUCACGUGUGACAGCGCUGCUCCAAACUUGGCCAUCUCCAAGGACCGGCUUUCUUUGGGAUGUGGGGUUCACUCUCAGAGGAAUCAUGGCAGCCCUGCUUUCUGUGUUGGGGUCUCCCUUUCAGCUAUGGAGCAGCUUCAGUUCGCAGUGCAAAAGGAUCUUGCAAUGGCUGUGUAGCUAGCAGCAGCGUUUCUGAAGCAUCAGAGGAGAUGUCAGAGCCAUGAGGCUGAGGGACGGGACUCUCAGCACAAGAUGGCCCGUGUUUCAAAAGGGAGGCAGCCGUGCCAGCUGGAGAACCUCUCUCACAGCUCCAUCCCCAGCAAAGAGCUGUCUCUAGAGCAGUUUGUGCUGCUUACAGGCAAGAUCAGCCUUUGCAUUUGAACCACCUUCUUGCAGAGGUGACAGGAAACAUCCUCUGGUUUAUGUCGUUCUAGCUGCAAAGGCCAGGGCAGUGUUCAUGAGGGAGCAAGCGAUGAGCACAUUUCCUGGUCAGCAGCCGCUGGCUCGUGCCAACGGUCAAGAGAGGCAGAAGAAAUCCCUUCAGAACAGCUCCCUCUCAAAAGACACCCUUCUGCUUGAUGAACCGCAGGGAAAGGCAUCCUAAACCAGGCACUUUGACCUUGUUUUCAGCCCAGGUUCCCAGUGCUGGUGCACUCGUGAGCCAGUCGCUGCACAUCUGCCACCAAGGGGAAUCGCCUCCGAGGCCAACUGUGCCAUGGGGAAAGGAAAGGGUGAGACGUCGGGAGAGUUUGAUUUAGUGCACAACACGGAUAAAGCCAUUCUUUCUGCAAUUAAAACUGAGGGUAUUUAAUUGAGUGAAAUGAGAUUUCAUUCCCCAUGACCUGUCUGAUUGUACUUUGAAUCUGGGCACGGGCUGCAGUGACCUGCCACAGCAUUUGAGGUGUCACCAGCUGCAUUGUGGGUGGUAAAGCGGGAAAGGCAGGAGGGAGCCUCAGCAUCUCCCAUCCCGUGGGUGACUUCAUCACAAAGGACCAGGGCGGCGCCCGCUGGCUCCUGGGGCGGCUGUUGCCAGGCAACAGAGACACUAUAUUGUCCCCUGUCACCUGUGCCCCUCGCCCAUUUGGUCACUGGCCGUGGUGGGAUCACUUGCCGUGGUGGGAUCACUGUGGUGGUGGACUCAUUUUGGCAGUUGGAUCGCUUUCGUGGUGGGAUCGCUAUUGGUGGUUGCAUCACUUUUGGUGGUAGGAUCGCUACUGGUGGUUGAACCACUUCUGGUGGUUGAACUGCUGUUGGUGGUUUUAUCACUUUCGGAACUUGGAUCUGUUUGGCGACUGGAUCAGUUUCAUCACUCGGAUUGCUUUUGGCACUUGGAUCUGUUUGGUGACUGGAUCACUUUCUGUGGCAAGAAGGAGGAGGAGAAAGGCUGCUGGCUGCCCAUCCCUAAAACAUCAUCUCCGGACAGAAGAGCUCCCGUCUUCCCACAUCCAGUUCAGUGUUUUCGGGCAGAGCAGCAGCGAUGGCCACACGCGGACUGCUGGAGAUGCUGAACGCCGCCAUGGGGACACCCCAUUUGGGGGUUGUCGACUUGGUGGCACUGCACAAAUUGCUUGAGGCCAUCAUCGGGCAGCUGGGCCAGCAGGAGCUGUCUGUCCUGGAGCCAGGGCAGAGCCUGACCCCCGGCCUGGCAAAGGACCAGGACAGCAAGGCCCAGCCUGGCCAGGAGAAGGAGGAGGACGGAGCCCUGGGCACAGGGCAGCACCUCUGGAAACCAAAGCAGCAGCUGGCUGAGAAGGACACGCUGGAGGGGACCGGGAGCAACUCCAAGGUCUCCUCCGUGGCCAAGGAGGCCAUGCCAAAAACAACGAAAGAGGAGGAGAGAGACGUCCCCAAGAAAAGGGCUUCGCUCCAGGACCUGUGGGAGGAGAUCAGCAAGUUUAAGGAGGCGCAGUCCAGCCUGGAACAGGACGUGCGGGAGAUGAAGGAGGCCAUGCGGGAGGCGCAUUCUGGCCUGGAACAGGACAUCCAGGAGAUGAAGGAGGCGCAUGUCGGCCUGGCAGAGGACAUGCAUGCCCUGCAGGAGGCGCAUUCCGGCCUGGCGGAGGACAUCCAGGAGAUCCAGGAGACGCUUGGCCUGGAGGGUGGUGGGGGCCAGUCUGCCCCUGCUGAGCCCACCCAGGUGGCCAUGGACAGCCAGGCCAGGAGGAGCUCAGCACUGGAGCCAAAGGGACGUGGGACACAGCCUGGGAUGGAGACCAGCAAGGGGACUGCAGGGUCUGGCUCCCCGGGGAUGCAAGCAGGGACACAGGGGCAACCAGCGACCCCUGUGAAGUUGUCAGGCGCUCCCUCCAUUCACAAGAGGUCUAUUGGUGCCGGCGCCACCACCCCAGGGAUGCAGCCAGGAUCCCCGGGCACCCAGGCCAGCACCUCCCUGGGGACACAACCAGGGGCCCCUGAUGCCCAGGCCAGCACCGCGGGGAUGCAGGCAGGAUCCCCUGGGACCCACACCACCACCCCUGGGGUGCAGCCUGGGUCCUCCAGCUCCAAAGCCACCAUCCCAGGGGAUGCCCAAGAGCCGGCCAAGCCCUGGGGCUCCACCAGCACCUCAAGCUACGAGUCGGAGAUGCGGGAGGUACUGUCACAGGUUGGGCAGCUCGGCCAGCUCUGCGCUGGUCUGAAGGAACAGGUGGAGCAGCUUAAAUCUACAAAAGCAGAAAGCGCAGAUCUUGAGGACGUGCGCCGGCUCUUCCCAAAGGGAGGCCGGCAGAGCAUCACCAGCAUCCUGGCCGACCUCAGGUGCCAGAUGUCCUUGCUGCAGGACAUGGCCAGGGCCCUCCACGGGGAGAAGGAGAAGAUCAGCAAGGUGGAGGAUGCUCCCAGAAAGACGAGGGGGUCUGGAGCCGGUAGGAAAGCAGACGGCGGUGGCCAGAUGACCCAACAGCCGCGGCCCAAGGGACAGAAGGUCAAGGCAGAGCGCAAGGAGCUGGGGAAGAAGCAGGAGCCGACCCAGGCCGAGCUGGAGCAGUUUGCGGCCAAAUACGUGAAUAAGUUGGUGAUGGAGGCAGCGCAGCAGCUGCAGGCAGAGCAGGUGGACGAGCCGAGGACGACGGAGCAGAGUGGGGGACACGAGCACGCAGGGUGCCACGUCUGCAGCCCGGACACCAGGGUGCUGCUGGGGAAGCUCCUCCAGCGCUGCGAGAAGCUCGAGGAGCAGGUGGAGUCCCUGGUCCAGAAGGCGGGCGGCAAGGUGGAGAGUCAUCCGAAGUGGAGGAGACAGUCCCUGCAGCACGACGAGCAGCUCAAGUGCCUCCAGGCCAGCAUCAUGCAGCUACAAAAGGACUAUGAGAAGUUGAGCUCGGCCCUUGCAAACCUCCAGCAGGAUCGCCAGCAGAAGCAGAAUGACAUCAAGGCUCUGUCCCAGGCCCUGGGGAGGCUGGAGAAGAAACAAGCAGACAAGGAGGAGAUGCUGGUGCUGGGAAUCGAUGAGAAAGCAGACAAAGCUGCCCUGGCUGACAAAGUCAGUCGCAGCCAGCUUGAGGCGUGUGAGGAGCGGCUGACCAAGAUGAUGGAGGAGGUGACGAGCCAGGUGACGGGCCAGGAGAAGGGCUGGCUCCAGUUCCAGCGAGAGCUGCAGAGACAGAUGGACUGCAAGCUGGACCGCCGGGAGCUGGGGGCGUUCCGGCAGCAGCAGGAGGAACGGUGGAAGAGCCUCAGCGGGCAGCUCCAGGAGAAGGCGCUGCAGGCAGAGCGUGACGAUGCCGCUGGGAUUAGGAAGCAGCUGCUGCCCGGUUUCCAUUGCCUGUCCUGCGACCGGCCCCUCAACAUGCUGGCACCUGGACCGGAGCGGACGGGCGAGUGUAGAUACCCCACUGUUCCGCGGAGCUGCGGGGGCCAACACACCGUCACGCCCCCGCGCUUCCAGCCCCAACCGCCCAGCACCCCACGGCCAUCCAAACCCAGUGCCCGCAGCCCCAACAAGAAGGACGCGAUGCAGCUGUCGGGCCAGGACGGCACUGGUGGGAACCGGCAGGACGAGCAGCUCUCGGUGAUGGGGGGCUCUGAGCUGCCCACAACGCCAAGGGCCACCCCAGACACCCCGACCUCCAGGAACCGGCCAAACACCCGCUCCUCGCUGAGAUCAGCCGUGCUGCAGCACCUACCAGUCUCGUCUCCCAGACGCUUCACCCUGGCACCGCAGCUGCUGCCGCCCAUCCCGCCCCCCCGCCGUGAACCAACCCCCUGACAGCCGGGCAGGACGGGGUCCCGGCCCCGGUCCCACCGCCCCGGGCACUGAGCAGGCAGCGGCUGCAAUAAAUGGCGAUGGGAAACCGAGCACCGGUGUGGUCUGAGUGGGGGUCCCUGGGGCAGGAUGGCAGAAAGCCCCGCUGUGUUUGCUUUUUCAGGAGAAAAAUAAGUGCUAAAAAGGCGCUUUGGGGGUGCCCAGGUGGAUCCAGUUGGUAUCCAGGCCCCCCCAGAAGGAGCACGGGGAGCAAACCAGUGGGCACCAGGGCAGAGCCAGCAGAGGCCCAUCCUGCCCCCGGGUGGGGCUGAGGUGUCCAUGGGCUUCAGAAACACCCCUGGGACUAACUGGGGGGACGGGGUGAGGGGGGAACCAGGGGGCUGUGCAAGAAGCCGGGCUGGCUGUCGGCAGCCGGAGGAGGGGAGCGCUUUGCGCUUUGCUCUGGGUCAGGGGAUCCAGAACUGGGGGGACGCAGCAGCUUCGUGCCCCGCCCCGGGGUGCCCACGGCCGCCAUGUCGCAGUGCUUUGCAGUCGCAGGAAAGCACCGGGCAGCUCUAGUUGAUGGACGCUCUGGUCAUGCCCACACCCCCCGGCUGACAGACGGGGCCCUCGUUUAAUGAAACGCCUCGGACCAGAGAAGCUUCUAGAGCACUGACCAUAUACGGGCCCAGCUCGGAUUCCCUUGGGCUUUAAAAGGAGCCUAUGGGAGCUUCUGGCAGUUUGUGUGCGGGGCUGUGGGGCAGAGGUUGAUCCCUUCCAUUAAUUUUAGAUCCAAAUCAAUGUGUCUGCAGAACAACACUAACUGCAACACAGCUAACCCAGAAUUUCACAUUCAAAUCUCUUCCCCCACUAAUUUACUCGCAUGUGCACAGAUGCAUCUGAAGGGGGAGCAAGGUGGUACUUUAGUAAUGGAACCAGUUCUCAUUUUGUAAUUACCUCCCCAAACAAAUUCUUUUGAUACCAAAUAUAAAUAUGCAAACUAAAAUACUGAGCUCAGACACACAAACCAAAUACCAAGUUCAAAUAUGUGAACAGAUCCGUUACACUAACUCAAGACGAUAUCUCGAUGUUUGCGUCGCACCUUUGAACCGCUCUCUGUUCAGCAGGUGGAGGCACCGCUCGGUCUCUGACAAAACAGGUCAGUUUGAGGACAUCCAGGACGUCAUUUCCCGCUACAAGCUGCUGGUGAGGACGCGCAAGGACC